Messenger RNA from Stereum hirsutum FP-91666 SS1, 5228 nucleotides. RefSeq lists its product as uncharacterized. Lineage: Eukaryota; Fungi; Basidiomycota; Agaricomycetes; Russulales; Stereaceae. The coding region runs from base 274 to 4881 and encodes 1535 amino acids. The transcript is spliced from 3 exons. The record is from RefSeq and is a predicted model, not a curated record.
CACGCCCAAGCACAAACACACACCCAACUCUCCCAAGCACAAGCACACAACCACGCCCAACUAGCCCAAGCCCACAACCAACAACCCUCCCCCACCACCUCCAUAGCCUCCCACACGGGGUCGAUCGGGAGCGUUGGAUCUAUUGGCUCAGGAUCGCAUGUUUCUACGAGUAGGAGGGCGAGUUCGCCAUUGACUUUGCCGGGGACGUUGACGGGGAUGGGAACGGGGAUGGGCAUGGGAUCGGGGAUGGGGAUGGGGACGGGAGGAGGAGGGAUGGGUAUGGGAGGAGGAGGAGGAGGGGGAGGAGCAGGAGUGGCGCCGUUACAACCGAGUGCGAGGAAGUUACCUUCGCCGAACGCUUCGAGGUCUCCGAAAGCUGAGUCGCCGAGCCCGGAAAGACAGGCGCAGGCGCAGGCUCAAGUCCAAGUCCAAGACCGCGAGCGCGACCGUGAUCGUGAUCGUGAACGCGAUCCUCAGCGUGAAAGGGACAGAGAAAGAGAAAGGGACAGAGAAAGGGAGCGCCACAGCUACACCCCGCCACCCCCAUCCUCCUCAUUCCCACACGGCCCCCCGCCACCGGGACCCGUCCAUUCCAUGUCACAACCGAACGUGAACAUCCACCACGGUUCGUCGAUGUCGCUUCCGAUGCAGAUGCAUAUGCAGGGCCAGGGACACCAGAUGCCGAUGGGUCCGCAACAUUCGUUAUCGCAGCCUUCGGUGCCUUUACAUCCCGCGUACGCCCAACAGCAACAACAACAACAGUUCCAAUCACAACAAGCCCAGUUCCAGCAGCAAUUCCAGUCGCAACAACAACAGGGCGGAGGAGGAACCCUCCCACGCCGUAUCCCCGUGCCUCCGCUGGACAGAAUGGACAGGAUGGAUUCGUUCCAGAUGACGCCCCAGUUGAUGGCCGAUAUCGAUAAAGCGCACGCCGCCCAGCAACACGGGACGCUCAGCAGCGUCGGGAGCGUAGGGAGCAAUCUCUCGAGCGUCGGGAUGGGACCCGUAGGAAGCGGUAUGGGCAUGGGUAUGGGCAUGGGCAUGGCGAGCGUUUAUCCGGCCAGUGGGGGGAUACUUGCUGGUUCUGGGAUGCCACAGCCGCAUAAUGUGCCGCUACCUGGAAGUGCUGGUGGUAUCGGUACUGGAACCGGAACUGGUACUGGAACUGGAGCGGGAAGAGGCGAUAGUCAUUCGCCUCCGAACCAAAAUCUGUACGGGACGUCGGGGGUGGCGUAUGCGGGUGGCGCGUCUUCGAACUCGUUGCCGAGGAGUGCGUUAUUCGAGAGUGGGAGUCCACCCAGGGAGGGUAUCAUAGGCAGUAUGGGUGGUGGUGGAAGUAUGGGCGGUGGUGCCGGGUCGAUGGGAAGUAUGGGAGGUGUGGAUGGGGGAAGGGGGGACAGAGAUAGAGGGAGUAAGCGGGAGAGUAGGGAGUUGAGUCCGCGCGAGAGGGAGAGGGAAAGGGAGAGCUUGCAGCGUCGAGGAUCCGUCAAGCGCGAACUUCCACCUCAGCCUCAGGUCAUUUCUUCGACCUCGCCUUCCCGUGAUCGCGAGCGGGAAAGGGAUAACUCUCCGGCAUAUCGUACGCCCGUUGGCUCGCCUGAACACGGGACUGGAGGAGGAGCAGGAGAGGCUCGAGGCACACCACCCGCCGUGUCGAGGCUUUCCUCCACGACUUCCGUACCCUCGCAACAUUCGUCCCAGCAACAGCACGUGUACCAGACCACGACGAACGCAGGCCAAACCCCCCCUCUCCAGUCCAUGGCGCGCACACCCGACAAGUCUCUACCGUUCCAGGAAGAACCGGAGGACGAGCACGAGCACGAGCACGAACGGGACUUCGGACGGCCUUCGCAGCCCCCCGCGCAACCUCAGUCGCAGAGGUGGCAUUCGCCUACUUCCGCCGCUGGGAAUGACUAUCGACAGCAGCAUCCUCAGACCCAGACCCAGCAGCAGCAAGACGAUCCGCGCAGGGAUCCAGCCCGGCACAUCUACUCCCCCCGUCCUUCCGCGGACAUCAACCUCCACCGAUUCGACGACGUCCCUCUCCCCUCCGAUUCUGACGAUUUUGAUCUCGAAGAAGACGGGCGAAGGAGCCGGCAUGGACAUGAGUCACCCGCACGGUCGCCGCAUAGCCAGGGUAGCAGAGGGAGGGACGAAGAGCGACAGAGGGAAAGGGAGCAGGAGCAGGAAGUCGAUCAGAGCGAUGAGAGUUAUACGCCGAGGUCGCCUGUGCAGGCGCUUCCGCCUGAUAUUCCCGUCCCUAAUGCGAAUCCGAGGUCUGGGUCGACUGGCGCUGCUCGUGCGGAUGGUACAGGGAUCGGAGGCCACAGUCGCGGGGAUAGUAAUGGUGCAGGCCACUCUCGCGGAGAUAGUACGGGCCACGCUCGCGGCGACAGUUUCGGCCACUCUCGUGGGGACAGUAUCGGUGCGAGCGGUGGGAAGAACUCACCGUUUAGACAGCAGCUCCCGAGGGUGAAGAAUAGGAAUGGGUCGACGGAUCAUGUGGGUUUGAGGACGUUCGAUAGUCAUUUGUUUGAGAGUACGGUGGUGGAUAGGUUGAGAGCUGGCGGGGAAACGCCACAGCAUGAGCACGAACAUGAGGAGAGGGAGCAGCAUGGUUCACGGCGAGAGCAGGAUGGACAGAGGGGGUACGGGCAGAGUUAUCCGCCACUACAACCUCAUCAUCGACCUGAUGUUCGAAUCCCAGAUCAUGUCCUUCGUCAAAUGGGGCCUUACCUCGAAACCGAACACUUCGAGGAUCCCAUUGCGGCGUUUUACCAAGACUACCUGAACUCACCCAUCGCUUCUCGCGCGAAUUAUCACUUCAACGCUCAGACCGUUCCCUCCAAUCUAAACGCCUACGCCACCAACAAUUCUCAGCACUCCAACUCCAACUCGCACGACUCCUCGCAUCUCAAUCCCAACUCAAACAACCUGAACACCCACUCGAACCUCACCUCCGCCAACUCCCGCCCCGGAGCGCCCAUUCCCCCGACUCCGCAUAGCCAAACCGCGCCUCCCUCUCCCUCGCCUCUGAUCUCAGGCCACGCGAACCUCGCAGGAAACAACUCUUCGAAACCGGUCCUUCCGCCGUAUAGUCCAAUUCCGCCGGGUGGCUCGCCGUACCCGUAUCCUUAUGGACAUAUUAGGAGAGGGAUGGGAUAUGCAGAGUCGCAUGCGGGGACGAAUACGGGGACGGGCCUGGAUGGGUUUGAUGGGAUGGGCAUGGGCAUGGCUGGUAUGAACGGCGGUGGUGGUGGCGUGAACGGUGCUGGAGGCGGAGGUGGACCAGGUGGGAUGAGCAUGAGCGAAGGUGGAGGCGACGCAGGAGGGAGGAUGAGCGUUCUUUAUGACGAGGAAGCGAUCCGACAACAGAUGGCGUUACAGAGGCAGAUAUGGGCCUUGAACAACGGAGGGAUGGUCUCGGAUUCGACGCUCAGUCCGAGCUCGACGCCCUUCCCCGGUCCAGGGUAUAAUCCUUGGCAGUUCUUGCAGACUACGCGUGUCUUUGGAGGCCCUGGAACCGUUGGUGGAGGUGGUAUGAUGGGUGCCAUGAAUGGGAUGAACGGUGGGUAUGGGAUGAACGGAGCAGGUGGGUAUGGGAGAAUGGGCAUGGGCAUGGGCGGCGGAUAUGGCGCUGGUAACGGUGCUGGCGGAAGAGGACGUAUGGAUUCAGCCGCAAGUAUUCGCUCGUCACCGAGUCACGAACCCGUCCAUCUGCCGAUCCCACCACAACUUCGAAGUCGAGCGUUACGGAAACGGGAACGAUCAAUUAACCUACGAAUGACGCAGGGUGGGACGGUCAGAGGUCCGAAGGGAGGCGGGACGAAGGGAGAUGGGACGAGGAAGCCACCGCCUAGGGUUGAGAGUACGCAACCCAGGGAGACGAGUCCCGAAUUGAGUUCUGGUGAAGAGACGGCUGGGGAACUCGAUUCGAAAGCUGCGCCCAGUGAGCGGUAUGGCCGUACCCCCUCCGUUUCCGCCGAGAGGAUAGAUAACGCGUGGGGAGCGGAGGAUAGUACGUUGAGUGAGCCGGAGGACUUCGAAGAGGGUGAGUGGGUGGAUGAGGAGGACGAUUUGGCGAUGACAGGAGGCAUAGAUGGGGAAGAGGAUGAAAUGUUGCAGUUGGAGUAUCAUCCGAGUUAUGUGAGCAAUCUAGAUAAGAGACGGAGGCGGUGGAAGACGAGGUGGGAGGGUUUGGUCCGUGCUUUCCAAGCUCUUGACAGAGAAACAGACGCCACGCUCGUCCUUCUCGCCUCUCCAUCACACAACAACACCCUCCACUCCCUGUCAUCCCGUUCCCUCCGUCGCUCACCCCACGCCUUCACCCGCUCCCCCGAAAUGUCCACGAUCCGCUCUUCCUUCUCUCAUCUCGCCUCCAAACGUCAAGCCGCUCGUUCCCAGGUAACAUCUCUCCUCGACCGCCUCUCCCUUGCCGGAGGCUCAUCCCUUUCCUCUGACGGAUCUCCUACGACCAAUGGAGAGGGUGGAAGAGAGAGAGAAGAAGAGUUGAGGAGGGCAUUGGAGGCUGCAUUGGGGAGUUUGAGUGCAUUGGGGGGCAUCUAUGAGAGGAGGGAGAUGAGGUGGGUAGAGGAAAUGAGGAGGUUGGAUGAGGAUAGAGAGAAGGUGGAACUGCUGCUUGGUCAGGUUCUUGGCGUCGGGAUGGGCGGUGGUCCUAACAUGGGAAGUAUGGGAAUGAGCAUGCCCGGGAUCGGAUCAAUGAGCAGUUUGGGUGGUAUGGGAAGUGUGAACAGUAUGAAUGGAAUGGGCGGCAUGCCGGAGAGCGUCGGUGGUGGGGCACCGGUUCAAGGUCAUCGGAGGGGGUAUAGCGCAGGCGAUUCACCUGGGCUGAAGGCUCCCAAACCGAGUGUACCGAUCUGAUCUGAGUCAAUCUCAGUGCGGAAUGAGUGUACGAUUGCAAGACCUCUUAUGCUUCUUUUUGCACGAAUAUUUAUGAUAUGCACGAUUCGUACGAUACACUACUCUGAUGGAUGGAUGACUGCACGACUCCUGAGCUCGUUUUCUGCUUGUUGUUUUCUUUCUUCUUUUUCCCCUGUUGUUUUCUAUUGUUCAACAUUUACCCCUUUGCUCGUCUUGCGCUUGGAAUUGCCACACUACUCGUCCGAAUUUGACUCUACAUGUUGUCUGUUGUCUGGCCUGAUACCUGUACAAUCCAGUGCGCGCCGUAUAAAUACAUUUUUGUUUGUUCUGUCUGAAAUACCAAUGCC